AUGCACAUUAGAUUAAAAGACAUUGACAUAACAAAUUAAACUAUACCCAAUAAACUUUGCACUUUAUAAAAUACCCGUACUGAAUAUAAAUAUUAUUGCGGCUCUGAUAAUGAAUACUAUGCUGUAAUUUAAGGCAGAUCAUGUUCGGAAUUUUUCGCUCCAAGAAAAACGCCAUAGAAGCCUUUAAUAAGUCCUUCAUUAUUAAAAGACUAAACAUAUGCCUGUUUAUGUUCUGAAGUUACCGUGAAAUGCACAAAAAAAGACAAUUGCUACGAUUAUUGCCCUUAGGAUUUAAAAUUCGAGAAAUAUAUCAUAAACAAUACGCCAUAAGAUUAUCUUUACCCGAAAGAAGACGGUUAUUUCGAAAUUACAUAAACUUAUUGUAAUUGCGGUGGAAGAAUUUCCUAAGUAACAGGUGAUUCCCCUUAAUUAGGUUAUAUAGAAUAUAUAUAUAAUUAUUGUCUUUGCGACGGAAAAAUAAUAUCUGUAGACCCUAUUUUGGGUGAAUUACCUAAAUGCUGUACUUCAGGUAUUUAGAAAGAAACUUAAUACUAUUGUAAUUGUGGAGGAAACUAAUAAAAAGUCGAAAAAGGAACAUCAUGUCUUCAAAAUUGUCCCAAAGACUAACCUGCAGCUCAAGUUUUUGUCAAACCGAUAUAAAAUGUAUAUUGUAUAAGUUUUUGUCCAACUUCUUAGCCUGCUAAACAUCCUUAUGUGGCACCUGAAUAUGAUCUUUAUGGUAAUGAUUAUACUUGCACAUGUGGCGACGUAAUGAGGAGUGUAUCUUAGAAUACUAACUGCUAUGAUCUAUGUUCUAAAAGUUUAGUAUUUACUCCCUAAAUUUUGGAUGAAGAAAAUCCUACUGUAGAAAACACAAAUAUCGGAUAUCAUGUUUAAAUAAAAAACUACUGUAUUCUAAAUAGUGGGGAGAAAUAAGAUGUUACCGAAUAUAUGAUUUUAGCCCCUGAAUGUGAAGGCAAAGUAUUUUCGGAAACAACAUGA
Molecule: messenger RNA, 1002 nt
Organism: Ichthyophthirius multifiliis
Lineage: Eukaryota; Ciliophora; Oligohymenophorea; Hymenostomatida
Exons: 3
Source: RefSeq, a predicted model, not a curated record